CCCGGGAACUCCUCAUCAUCAUGAUAUAAUUGUCCCCUUUAGCCUAACAAACAUUCAAAAUCCUUCUUCUUCCCUACGCAAAACAAAUUGUAAAACCCUGAUCCAGAAAUCGAUUUUAGAGAGAGAACAGAUCGUAGAAGAAAACAGGUGAUCAGAAUGAAGCGGAUGAUACCUUUCUCUGUGGCGUCGCUGUGUUUUGUGGCGCUUGUGCUGUCUUCUUUCCGUGAAUUAGGGUUCUGUAAAGAUGAGGACUUUCUGAGGAUGAGAACCCAAACUACUGCAGGCGGAAUUCAAGAUCUUAAGGGUUAUCAGAACAACGCCGAGAUCGAGAGUAUGGGUCGUUUUGCUGUUGAAGAACACAACAAGAAAGAGAAUGGUGUUCUUGUGUUUGCAAGAGUUGUUGGUGCAAAAGAACAGGUUGUUGCUGGUAAACUGUAUCAUCUGACUUUGGAGGCAGUUGAUGCAGGGCAGAGAAAGAUAUACGAGGCAAAAGUUUUUGUGAAGCCAUGGAUGAAUUUCAAGCAGUUGCAGGAGUUCAAGAACAUACACGAUACCUCCUCGUCGUCUGACCUUAUUGUGAAACAAGAUGGUUCAGAACAAGGAUGGAAAUCAAUGAGAACGUCUGAUCCAGUGGUCCUAAAUGCAGCCAAGCAGGCUGUUAAAGCUAUCCAACAGAGAUCGAAUUCGCUGUUUCCUUAUGAUCUUGUAGAGAUUCUUCUAGCCAAGUCUAAGGUGAUUAGAGAAGGAUCAACCGGAUUUUCUUUGGUGCUGAGUGUGAGAAGAGGAACAAAAGUGGAGAAGAUGGGAGUGGUGGUUGUAAACAAGGAUGAUGAUGUUCAAUUUGGAAAGUUUUACUUGAACCAGAUAUACCAAGUUAAAGAAUGAAGAGAUCUAUCCUAGUACUUAUUUACCUUGUAAAUAAAAUAUACAAGAUCUAUCUAGCUUGAAAUAUCAGUGUUACAAGAAUUUCAUAUAGUGUGGGUUUUUAUAUCAAUGAAUAUUGUGAGUACAUGACUCUUUAUACAUGACUUCUUAUUUUUUA
Molecule: messenger RNA, 1042 nt
Organism: Impatiens glandulifera
Lineage: Eukaryota; Viridiplantae; Streptophyta; Magnoliopsida; Ericales; Balsaminaceae
Product: cysteine proteinase inhibitor 6-like
Exons: 4
Coding region: 157-885 (242 amino acids)
Molecular function (GO): cysteine-type endopeptidase inhibitor activity
Source: RefSeq, a predicted model, not a curated record